ACCCACAAGGACCGUUCUAUGGUAUUGACUUGAUGGCAGUAAGUUUGCUUUGGUCUGGUUAAGACACAGCCAGGAACAGAAGCCAAAGACUCUGACACCCAUUCUCUCAAACAUAUUUACUGAGGACCAGGAACCUGGAAUCUAGACCCUGGGGCAAUGUUCAACCCAGUCCAGUCCUCUCUCCAAUAGGAAAGAGCAAAAAUAAUUAACCAGAGAAAAGAGCUGUACAAAGAAAACCACAAAAGUCUUCUACAAGGGAUAAGAACGCGCCCAAGGGGUCUUUAUCAACUCCAGAAUCAUUGGCUGUGGGCAGGAAGGCGGGGCAGAGACGCUGGGAGGGUUGGAGCAUAUAAAGAGGGGAUAGGAUUAUGAGACCUAAUAACUGGCCCAGUGCACCUGGACUGACAAAGACAGCAAAUCUCCUCGGGUCCUCGAGGGAGGAGGCGUGUUAGACCUGAACAAGAGACCAGGACUAAAUGUAGCACAAGGACGGCUGGAGUGGAUGCGAGGGUGGCUCAGGAGCAUGUUCUCUGGGUUGGAGCCUGGAGGCGAGCGGAAAACUGCAACUCCCGGCGUGCACCACGGCGUGCCCCAGCUGGGACUGUCACGUGACGGGUGCUCACGUGUCUCCGCAGCCUGCUCCCGAGAGAAGCGCUGUAGGUGAAAAUCAGAGCCGCUCAGUUCCCCGCUGGCAUCAUCCUGGAAACCGCUCUGACUCCUCUCUGCUGACGGCGGAUCAUUUUAGGUAAAAGCCUUGAGGAAGAAGAAAUUGGGACCAGGGAGUGACCAAGGAGCAUCACAUGACAGUUCUUUGGGGAGAAGGAACUCGUGAUAGCCAGUCACGUGGCAAGAACAGGUUGAGAAGAAGCAAAGCCCCAGCCCUUCGAGGGAGGCACGUGAUCAGGCUGGUCCUGGUCUCCAGCGGAGCUGCCCGGAGCAUGUGGUCGUGAGGCAGGACCCGCCUCCCUGUAGCAGAGGGCUCUUGGCACCAUGGCCCACGCCAGCAUCAACAGUGACCCUGGCGAGUGGGGCUGGAGCACAGAUGCCGGGGAGCGGGCCCGCCUGCUGCAGAGUCCCUGUGUGGACACAGCCCCCAAGGGUGACGGGGAGGCCUCUUCUGAUGGCCCCCAUAGAGGCACCACUUCCACACUUGGGGCGAUCUUCAUCGUAGUCAACGCCUGCCUGGGGGCCGGGCUACUGAACUUCCCAGCCGCCUUCAGCACUGCCGGGGGUGUGGCAGCUGGCAUUGCACUACAGAUGGCCAUGCUGGUCUUCAUCAUUAGCGGCCUGGUCAUCCUGGCCUACUGCUCCCAGGCCAGCAACGAGGGGACGUACCAGGAGGUGGUGUGGGCCGUGUGUGGCAAGCUGACGGGGGUGCUGUGCGAGGUGGCCAUCGCCGUGUACACCUUCGGCACCUGCAUCGCCUUCCUCAUCAUCAUCGGGGACCAGCAGGACAAGAUUAUAGCUGUGAUGGCGAAGGAGCCCGAGGGGGCUGGCAGUGGCCCCUGGUACACCGACCGGAAGUUCACCAUCAGCCUCACCGCCUUCCUCUUCAUCCUGCCACUCUCCAUCCCCAGGGAGAUCGGGUUCCAGAAAUAUGCCAGCUUCCUCAGUGUCGUGGGCACCUGGUACGUCACUGCCAUUAUCAUCAUCAAGUACUUCUGGCCAGAUAGAGACAUGACUCCUGGAGACAUGCUGACCAGGCCGGCUUCCUGGGCGGCUGUGUUCAAUGCCAUGCCCACCAUCUGCUUCGGAUUUCAGUGCCACGUGAGUAGUGUGCCCGUCUUCAACAGCAUGCAGCGGCCCACGGUGAAGACCUGGGGCGCAGUGGUGACAGCCGCCAUGGUCAUAGCCCUUGCUGUCUACAUGGGCACAGGCAUCUGUGGCUUCCUGACCUUUGGAGCUGCCGUGGACCCCGAUGUGCUCCUGUCCUAUCCCUCAGAGGACGUGGCGGUGACUGUUGCCCGAGCCUUCAUCAUCCUCAGCGUGCUCACCUCCUACCCCAUCCUGCACUUCUGUGGGCGGGCUGUGGCCGAGGGGCUGUGGCUGCGCUAUCAGGGGAUGCCGGUGGAGGAGGACGUGGGGCGCGAGCGGCGACGGCGCGUGCUGCAGACGCUGGCCUGGUUCCUGCUCACCUUGCUGCUGGCCCUCUUCAUCCCUGAUAUCGGCAAGGUCAUCUCGGUCAUUGGAGGCCUGGCCGCCUGCUUCAUCUUCAUCUUCCCAGGACUGUGCCUCAUCCAAGCCAAACUCUCUGAGAUGGAGGAAGUCAAGCCAGCCAGCUGGUGGGCGCUGGUCAUUUACGGAGUCCUCUUGGUCACGCUGGGAGCUUUCAUCUUUGGCCAGACCACAGCCAAUGCCAUCUUUGUGGAUCUCGGAGCCUAACCACCGCCUCCCAAGAAUCGAACCUUUGCCGUUGGACCCAGGCGCCCAUAGUCUGGCGUCAUCCCCCUGGACUGGGGGGUCGGCCUCUGGACCCUCUCUUCCAGGGACAGUUCUAGGUGACAUCAAGGCCCACAACUCUGGACAACUCAAAGCCACCCCCCACCCCCCAGCCCUGGCAGUGCCAUGGGUGGUGGGAGGAGGUCUGAUGGCCCAGAAGAAGCUGCCCCUUCCCCAACUUCUCCAUACCUGGAAUCCAUGGGUGACAAAGACCCACGGGCCUUAGAACAAAGGACCCAGGCCAACGUCCCUCUGGAGAAAGAGAGUCGGGACAGGGGCCACUUGUCCUCCACAGAGCACACCUUGCCCCGAGGGCCACUCCUCACCCCUCGGCUCGGCACCCACGGGCCCUUCCACUCCCUGCUGGCCCACUGUGGCCCUGGUACUCAUCUUUCCCAUGGCUCACUCCACCUUCCAGACCCAUCCUGUCUGUCCCAAAACCUAAUGGUCCGGGCAAGCCUCCCCCUCCACCUCCAGGACAUGACCAUGUCUAAUGUUUACAAACGGUACCAGCCCGGCUCUGCUGGCUCCUCGGGCUCCACAUGAGCCCCUCGCUAGAGGCUCUCAGGGUGAGGGCGGAGGCUGGCAGCCUUCCCGUCCCUUACCCACUCUAGAAGCUCAGCGCUGCAUACACAGGCUAAGCUGGCUACGGUCAAGGUGAGCCUCUGACCACUCAGUGAUCACUCCUCUCCUCCAACCAGGGCCAGCCCCAGCAAGAGUGGCCCAGAGAGAAAGCAGCAGCUGUCACAGUGGUCAGCAGUUACGUCUUCUCACUGCCGCCUGGACAAUUCCUUCCAACCUGGUCUUGUCUGGCUCACCCCCAGAGCCCGCCCCCAUGUCACUUGUGUCUCUGUAUAGCCCCGCCUCCUGCUGAAAGGUGGUGGAGGUGGAUUGCAAACCCUUGCACCAGCUACUUCACUAUGUGGCCACUUGGCCUGACCUCUGGCCACAAUAAGGUCAUUCUUCAUAGUUGCCCCAGUUGGGAUAAAGAGAGACUGGUCUCACCAUCCACAUUCCCAUCCUGAGCUGCCUCAGCCCAGCCUCGGUCUGGGCCCUGAGUCUAGCUUCCUCCCAUGGAGCACCCAGCAUUCCUUAGUGUCUUUCCCACAAGGACUACUGCUGGUGAGGCAGGCAGCCCUCCGUAGCCCACCACUCGGAGCAGUCUCCUCCAAGAAGUGGAAUUGGUUGGAGGUCGGCUAGGCCUCUGCCUCAUCCACCAACAAGGUCGCCCACCUUGUAUUAUCCCGACCCCUCGGUGCCUGCCCUGGGCCAGCCCCAGUCCCUAACCGGGUUAGGCUGCACAGCUACCCGAAGCCGUAUUAUGCGGGGGUGCAGAAGUGGGGAGGGCAAAGGGCAGCAGGAAGAUAAGGGGAGUCGUUGUUGCCAGGAGCUGCAUCUUUGGGGAAAAGGAGCUGGCAUCUCCUAACCUCAGGAACCCCUCAGCCUUCCUCCCUGGCAGGGUAUUUUACUGGGUCUUGUUGUUCAAUGUAUGCGCAGCUUGGAGAAGUGCUGGUCAUUAAUAAAAACAAGCCUGGACUGCA
Echinops telfairi (small Madagascar hedgehog) is the source of this 3980-nucleotide messenger RNA. RefSeq names its product solute carrier family 38 member 7 (gene SLC38A7). NCBI's taxonomy places the organism in Eukaryota, Metazoa, Chordata, Mammalia, Afrosoricida, Tenrecidae. The record is from RefSeq and is a predicted model, not a curated record. Gene Ontology annotation, biological process: amino acid transmembrane transport. Gene Ontology annotation, molecular function: L-methionine transmembrane transporter activity; L-alanine transmembrane transporter activity; L-leucine transmembrane transporter activity. The transcript is spliced from 12 exons. The coding region runs from base 991 to 2382 and encodes 463 amino acids.